Molecule: messenger RNA, 289 nt
Organism: Rangifer tarandus platyrhynchus (Svalbard reindeer)
Lineage: Eukaryota; Metazoa; Chordata; Mammalia; Artiodactyla; Cervidae
Source: the annotation of a GenBank genome assembly
AUGAAGUUUCCAGAGGAAGCAGAGGACAAAGCUGCAAGGGAAACGCUUACUCUUCCUAAAAGGCCGUGUGUGACCAGCAGCCCGGCCCCCCGGAUCCCAUCAGGACCCUCUUCCCUGCAGCCUGGGGGUGUGGUGCCUCGGGUCUCCCAGAGCAGCCCUCAGCCCCUCUGGGCCCCAGUACCCUCCGAGCCUGCCCGGCAGCCUGCUGGAGAAUCACGGGGUUACCGGGAGGGAGCAACAGCGCCUUAUCCGGUUGAGGACACCAGGGCCGGCGGAGUCCACCCACUGA